ACUUUAAUUUUUUUUUAUCAGAUCAGCUUGAUUACACAUACGUCAUCUUCUUUUGAUUUCGGUUUCAGUUCGAUCUCAAUCAUGGCCUCAAGUCUAGAGACGAUCAGCCUGCCACAUUUACCAUUGAUGCCCGUGCAUGUUGCUCUAUAUCGCAAUGUUCAAAAUGCCGCCUCUCUGAAAGGUCAACUUCUCGCCGGUCAGAUAGAAUUCCAGUAUGCAUUUAUUGAUGCAAGCAUGGUUCUAUCAAGGGCUCACGCCACUGCUGCAGUAUUCAGAGCAGUUAAUGAUUACAUGCACAAUCGACUGAAGUCUCAUAAUGUGCAUUCCGAGAUCGUGUUCUCAUUGAACCCUACGAAUAAUAUCACCGAAUCAUUCCGUAGAUUCGGUAUUACCGAUUCAACCAAAGACCUGUUGGUGAUCAAAGUCUCUGUCUCUCCGGAGAUAACACAUGAAUCCGUUGCGGCGCACUUGGACAGCUCGGUUCAAGGAACACCUGUGCCUUUCGAUAACCAGACACUCUCCGAAAUCUCUGAUAUCAACAAGAUCAAGAAAGCGUACAAGCUAGGGGCUCUGCCUUCGCCAACGGCCAAGGAGAAUGAUGAGGCUAAGCAACGACUGGAAAAUUCCUUGUUGAGUGCAAUCGCCUUGAGGGGAUCAUGAGCAAUUGCCUAUAUCAAGCAACCAAAUCCACUGUGCCCCAAAUUCCUAAAGAUUGCCAUUGGACGAGUGGGAAAUGCAUUCAUUUUCCAAGCUGUGCUGUUGUUCUCUAGUGUGGGAUAUCAUGAGCAACAAAUUGGCUUGACUUGAAAAUAUGCCCAUCAUCAAGAACAAGCAGACCAUGGUUUUUCUGAGGUCGACUAUUCCUCAGCCCCAAGAUUGAGCAGAGAACACCCUAGGUCUCUCUUCUGAGACAGUGCACGAAGUCAAGAUAAUGAAUAAUUGAAUGAAAUAUUCCAAAUGUGCAAGGCAUGUUUUUUUAGUUCGACGGACGCGCCUAAUCCUGGCCGUUUGUUUAAUGUGAUACUGGACAGUAA
Molecule: messenger RNA, 1034 nt
Organism: Penicillium samsonianum
Lineage: Eukaryota; Fungi; Ascomycota; Eurotiomycetes; Eurotiales; Aspergillaceae
Product: EKC/KEOPS complex subunit CGI121/TPRKB
Exons: 3
Coding region: 82-660 (192 amino acids)
Biological process (GO): telomere maintenance via recombination; tRNA threonylcarbamoyladenosine modification
Cellular component (GO): EKC/KEOPS complex; cytosol; nucleus
Source: RefSeq, a predicted model, not a curated record